Spirometra erinaceieuropaei is the source of this 369-nucleotide messenger RNA. The record is from the annotation of a GenBank genome assembly. NCBI's taxonomy places the organism in Eukaryota, Metazoa, Platyhelminthes, Cestoda, Diphyllobothriidea, Diphyllobothriidae.
AUGUACAUUCCUGCAAGUGCCACCAUUGCUAAACGAUCACGCAGGCCAGUUAUGGCAACGAACGCUGCUGGCCAGCUGCAACCCAGUUGCCUCUCUCAUACCAAUGACAAGUCAAGCGUCUUCCGUUUUCUUGUCGAUACCGGUGCUAAGAUUGGUGUCCUCCCGCCUCAUAGGCGUCACCGUCUCAAACCUUCCCAGCUUUCAUUGCAGCCUGCCAACAGCACAUCCAUCAACACCUACGGACAACGCUUGCUCACCCUCGGCAUCGGUCUCCAGCGACGUUUACAGUGGACCGUUUUGCAGUCCGAACUUCAACCAUCUAUCAUCGGGAUGAUCUCCUGUCACAUUCUGGCCUCGCAGUCAACCUGA